Molecule: messenger RNA, 721 nt
Organism: Exophiala mesophila
Lineage: Eukaryota; Fungi; Ascomycota; Eurotiomycetes; Chaetothyriales; Herpotrichiellaceae
Exons: 3
Coding region: 292-531 (79 amino acids)
Source: RefSeq, a predicted model, not a curated record
CUUGUUCCUCCGUUCUUUGCAUCACUAUUGAAAUGGCAUUCUGUGUCCUGCAUUGACUUCUGUAUUAGAGCUAAUGUUGUGCGAAGCCUCCCACAUAGUCCUUCGAAAUCUAACCGCCCGAUCCGCUAAGCCGCUUAAUCAGUAGGAUCGCAAUUAGCUUCUCUAAGGGCUAUUUGAGAGCUAUAACACUAUAACUCACCUAACCACUGCUGGGCCGAUCCGAUUGCGGGAGUGCACCUGACGUCCCGGAGGGCCUGCGCGAAGAGAUACGACGAGAAGAUUAGCAACGAUAUGACCGUAAGAGAAAACUACUCUAAGUUGACAUCACAAUCUCCACGGAUGAAGGCUAAACUCGUAAACGCAACCUCGACGACGCUGAGUGCGCUUAAUAUUCCAGGCUACCACGAUGACGCAGUGAAAGAUUACGUCAGGUAUCUGCAAGGCCAAGUUCGUAAUGAACGUCAUCAAGCUGAAUUCGAAAAGGCCGGUGAUAUCGUCCUGGAGGACUUCAUGGAUCUUGAUCAAGUCUAAAGAAAAUAUACUGCUGACUUCUUUACCGCACGAGAUAUAAAACAAAACCCAGCAGACUAAUUCGUCAGGGAUAUUCCCGCCUUCAUCGAACACGAGAAAGCGAAAGAAGAUUGAUUACAGUUCUAAAAGGAGUAAUUGAAUGUGCGGUAGGGUGUUUAUUAUUUUAUAUUGUACUGUACUAGUUAAGGAC